Messenger RNA from Alosa alosa (allis shad), 2972 nucleotides. RefSeq names its product ubiquitin specific peptidase 2b (gene usp2b). Bases 250 to 1785 code for a protein of 511 amino acids. Gene Ontology annotation, biological process: protein deubiquitination. Gene Ontology annotation, cellular component: cytoplasm. The transcript is spliced from 13 exons. Gene Ontology annotation, molecular function: cysteine-type deubiquitinase activity. NCBI's taxonomy places the organism in Eukaryota, Metazoa, Chordata, Actinopteri, Clupeiformes, Clupeidae. The record is from RefSeq and is a predicted model, not a curated record.
CGCUUGGGAGGCGGUUCCUUGCAUCCGACUUGCAGGGGGGAAAAUCCUCAAACAUUCCAGCUAUCGUGGGAUAGAACCUUCUCUACCUCAAUUUAAACUCAAACUUAUAUAUAGUGAAACUGUGUUUACACGGCGCUUUAGAAAUAAGUGUAAUUUGGACUGGCUUUCUGACAAACUACUCGAAAAACAUGAACUGGAACUGUGCAGUCUUGGCCCCUUGACUGUUUGCACCCAGAGACUCAAGGCAGCAUGUCUCCUGUGUCUUCACCUAAAUAUUCAUCAGGCUCAUCACUCCUCACUCAGUACGGGCCUUUUGACCAAACCCUGAGCUACAACCGCACUCAGGUCCUCUCCUCCAGCAGGUAUGGCGCUCCCACGUCUCGAUACCUCGGGGCCAGCCCCUGUCAGGCCCGAGCACAUCACUACCCUCGGGAGAUGGAGAAGGGCCGGCCUGACCCUCAGCUGGACUUCAGGGUUCGCCACUGCGAUGUCUCCAGCAGGGCCCAGGUCAGAGGUCAGGGCCUCCAGCCAAACGUGGUGAGGGGACGCUCCACGUCCCGGCCUGUGCACCCACCGGCAUCGCCCCUGUCUUUGCGCCGCCGGUCAGUUAGCUACUCAGAUCUCGCCCAGGAGCUGGUGCUGCUGGACAUCAACGACACCCCAUCACCACCUCCCAGGCAGCACAGAGUAGGACGAGACGGGGCAGAGAGGAACAGCAGAAUUCUCCUCAGGAACUCAGAGAACUCCAAGAAUGCUCAGGGUCUGGUUGGCUUGAGGAAUCUUGGCAACACAUGCUUCAUGAACUCCAUCCUGCAGUGUCUGAGCAACACCCACGACCUGCGAGACUACUGCCUCCGAAACUGCCACCUCACAGACCUCAACAAAAGCUGCCGGGCCAAGGUUGCUCUCAUGGACGAGUUCGCCAAACUGACUCAGACCCUCUGGACGUCGGCCGGCAAUGAGGCGAUUAGCCCGUCCGACUUCAAAACGCAGAUCCAGAAGUACGCUCCUCGCUUCGUAGGAUACAAUCAGCAGGAUGCUCAGGAAUUUUUGCGCUUUCUGCUCGAUGGCCUUCACAACGAGGUGAACCGAGUAGUUGGCCGGCCGCGGAUCCCGGUGGAGGACUUUGACCACCUCUCAGAUGAGGAGAAAGGGGAACGCAUGUGGAACAAGUAUCUGGAGAGGGAGGACAGCAAAGUAGUUGAUCUGUUUGUUGGACAGCUGAAGAGCUCAUUGACUUGCAAUGAAUGUGGCUUCUGCUCCACAGUGUUCGAUCCAUUCUGGGAUCUAUCACUCCCUAUCCCCAAGAAAAGCUCUGGUGAGGUGACUUUGACGGACUGCAUCAAACUUUUCACCAAAGAGGAUGUGCUUGAUGGAGAUGAGAAACCGAUCUGCCAGAGAUGCAAAUCCAGAAGAAAAUGCACAAAGAAAUUCACCAUCCAGAAAUUCCCCAAAAUCCUUGUGCUUCACUUGAAACGCUUCUCUGAGCCUGGACGUGUGAAGACUAGCAAGCUUUCCACAUUUGUCAACUUCCCUCUCAAAGAGCUGGACCUCAGGGAUUUUGCAUCCGAGAACAGCGCAACAGCUAUCUACAAUCUGUAUGCAGUAUCUAAUCACAUAGGCACAACCCUGGGUGGGCAUUACACAGCAUACUGCCGUAACCCAGCCCUUGGGGAAUGGUACUCAUAUAAUGACUCAAGGGUGAACCCCAUGUCUUCCAGUCAGGUGCGCAGCAGUGACGCCUACGUGCUCUUCUACGAACUCGCAACCUCAUCGCGCAUGUGAUCAGGCCCACUAGGCUGGGCCCUGCAGCUCGGAACUGAAUGACUGACCCCCUCCAGGGCGACCAGCUAGCAUUGGAGCCAUCAUCUCCACCUAGCACAGCCUAGGCCCAAGCUAUAGACUGAAACUGUGGACUCCAGCUACAGUUUGGCAUUAUGGUGGAACACGGGACUCACAAGAGAGCUCAUGCUCUAGGACUCCAAAACACAGCCAAGCAACAGUGUCUUAGGGGCAUAAAGACUGUGCUGUGGCUGGGGACUUCACUGAAGCUAAUGCCCAUAGGUGGAACUACUUGACAGGGCCACGUCUCUCCCCUCUCUUACACUCCUAGUGACUCUGGUACAGAGGGUGGCGGGGACAAACCCAUUUGUUUCACCUGGGACACGAGGGCAACUGGUCUUGGCCACAGCUCUACGAGCUGAACGAGCAGGUCAACAAAUGUGUGUGUGUGUGUGUAUGAGUGUUUAUGGACAAUGUUGUUAACUAUGUGUGUGUGUGUGUGUGGGCCUGUAUGCGUGUUUAUGGACAAUGUUGUUAACUAUCUCUUUGCACUGUGCUAGAGAGCUAAAAAACAGCUUGGCCACAUUGAUGUCCAGUUCAGAGAUGACUGUGUCUAUGCGAACAACUCAGCUCUUCCUCUUCUAAUUUAUCUAAUUAUUUAAUGCUGCUUGUUGUAGCACUUUCUUUAAACCCUCGCUGUGGCACAAUAGAUUGUGUUGUAUCGCCCCCUGGUGGUAAGCCAUGGUGCAGGUUGGUCAGAUAUCUAACAAAAAAAUUGCACUAGUUCAGAGAUAACCAUAAGAUGUCUUUUUUUAAGCCAGCAAACCUAUGUACUUCUCGGUGUGGUUGUGGUCCAUGGUUUGAACAAACAUCUGCAGGUCGUAUAGUCCUUGAAGACCACAAUGACAAAGCUCUUGGGUUCCCAUAGGAACCCAUACUAGUUUCUAAUUGCCUGGUGAGUGCCUCUGCAACCAUGUUUGGUUCCUUUCCUCAUUAUGAAGUAACCAUGGAGACAGGAAUAGUUAUGUGGUAUCAUAAGUGAAGUAUUUUGUAGGCUGAAAUAAAAUGUUUCAUGGCUGUGUGAUGUCGUUCAUGAUGGUGUCGGAAAGUGCAACUGAAUCCUCUCGACUUUUUUUGAGAAGUCACUGGUGUGUGUAAAUAAAAUUAAAUUUAUCUGUUCCAACCAUUCA